Molecule: messenger RNA, 1416 nt
Organism: Sclerotinia sclerotiorum 1980 UF-70
Lineage: Eukaryota; Fungi; Ascomycota; Leotiomycetes; Helotiales; Sclerotiniaceae
Exons: 3
Coding region: 1-1416 (471 amino acids)
Biological process (GO): regulation of DNA-templated transcription
Molecular function (GO): zinc ion binding; DNA-binding transcription factor activity, RNA polymerase II-specific
Source: RefSeq, a predicted model, not a curated record
AUGGCAGUCUCUGUCCAAGGCCCAUUCAACUCGAAGUCCAGUCUCUGGAACAUGGCCGGUCUACCAAACCACAACUACUCGGGAGGAAUUCCGAACCAUAUAUCCUCAAUAGCCUACCAAUAUCCUACUAUGAAUCCAGGUGCCGAUCAAAACAUGAUGCCUAACUACGAUCAUCACAUGGAACCAAUUCGAUCUCACUCACCUUUACAUGGGCAAGGGCAAUCUCCGUCUAACGGAGAACUCGAGGUUCCAUCUCUGUCAAAGUCAUCUAAAGAAUCUAAAUCAAAACGAUCAAUGUCUACUCCAAACAUCAGAACGUCUAGUAAUUCUGAUGCGGCUGCCUUGGCUUUGGUUAAUGACAAGAGAAGAAACAAGUUGGGUUAUCAUAGGACAUCGGUAGCUUGUGGUCACUGUCGCCGCCGCAAGAUCAGAUGCAUACCAGCUCCAGCAGAUCCUCAGAAUCGAUGCUCAAAUUGCAUUAGAUUAAAAAAGGAAUGCAACUUCUAUCCGGUUGACCAGCAGCCUCAGCCGGAACCGAAGCGCCGAGGUUCCAAAGCCCAAAGCGGAAAUGGAAGAGCCUCCCAAUCAUCAUCACCAUCUAUUCCAUCUGGCCAAUUGCCUGAUAUGCAGCCUAACCUUCCGUACCAUUUAAACAUGCCAUCAAUCCAAAACCUAGGAGGAGCUCAGGUUAAAACGGAAAGGACCGCGAGCUUUUCUCCUGAAAACAAAGCUACAUCACGAAAUUUUGACUACAGUGGUGGGCACACCCCGUGGAUGGCACCCGAAGUCUCCCCAGGUACCAAAACGCCAGCGGACAUAUCUGGACAUUACUGGCCCGCCAACACUCAGGAAUCUCCAAUGACCCCAGGUUUCUCACCUUACGCCGCCCCCAACAUGCAUAUGGCGACGGCGCAAAGCUGGCAAGGCAGAAGCCAUGGUGUUCCCGAAACUAAUUCAAGAGAGCCGGAAUGGCCAGCGCCUCAGCGGUCUGUUUCGUAUAGCAAUUUAGAAGGAAUGCAGGCCAGCAAUCAACACUCCGCUUAUGGCCUUCCACACCCAUCUGAUUCUUAUGCCUCUGCGAGAACCCGUGCUCCCAAUGGUGCAAUGUAUCCACCUAAUAUAACAACCACGCAUCCACACUCAGCUGCUGAGAUUUCCUCCGCAUCAACAGUCGGAACAGCCUACACACAUUCCGCAACUCCAAUGUCCGCUGGAUCUUACACAAGUUGGAACCAACCGUACACUGGUGGCUAUGCGAAGGUCUCACCUGGCAUCGAUACAUAUGCUUCAUGGAAUGGUGCUCCUGGAGAGGAGCGUAUUGUAGAAGAAGAAGAAAGCGCUGGGGGAUAUGGUGGAUAUGGCAACUCCGGAGGCGGGGUCUAUUAUGCUGGCCAGCCACAUGCAGCAGGCCGUUAG